Molecule: messenger RNA, 4236 nt
Organism: Raphanus sativus (radish)
Lineage: Eukaryota; Viridiplantae; Streptophyta; Magnoliopsida; Brassicales; Brassicaceae
Exons: 11
Coding region: 256-4032 (1258 amino acids)
Molecular function (GO): microtubule binding
Source: RefSeq, a predicted model, not a curated record
GUAUCGAUCUCCUGACCCGAUCGUCAUCUUUAUUUCAAUUUCAAGUUUUUUUCCCUCAACGUCUUCCCGCUUACGAGGCCGGAAUAUUCUUUCUCAACAUCGGCUGACCGAUCUACGACUCCGACCAAGAACUUCGCCGUUCCUCGUUUCCUAUUUCAGAUUACAUUCUCUCUCAGUGUAACUAAGAGAAAAAAAACUCUCAGCGAUACCGAUUUGUCCUUUGGGGAUUCAGAUCUCGAGAGAGAGAGAGUAGUAAUGGAGAAGGAUCUGUUAGAUAUCUCUGGGGAAGACGAAUCCAAUUGGCUUCUGAAAGAUACGCCGCUUAAAGGCGUCACGUCGUCGUUUGCCGUUGGUGGCCGAGAAAAGAGUUAUUUAGAUUGCUCACCUCUUCAAAUCCCUAGAUCGAGUCGCGCCCUUCCUCCUCCUCCUCGUCCUCCUUUUUCUUCAAUUGGAAGAGUAACAGGCAACACCAUGGAGGAGGAGAAGGCAAGCCAUUGUAUUGAAACAACAGGCAGUGUAGUAGGGAAGGAGAAUAGCAGUGGGAGCAAAGUUGAAUUGAGUGUGGAGCGACAACAGAUGAAAAAGAAGAAAAAGAAGAAUGCAGGUUUUAACUUGCGUAAAAGCUUAGCUUGGGAUAGAGCUUUUUCAACUGAAGAAGGUGUUUUGGAUUCCACUGAGCUAUCUAAAAUCACUGGAAAUGCUUGUCUAGUUGGUGGAGAUAUGUUGUCUGCAAUCCAGGAGGAGGCGAUGUCAGCUUCCAAAUUUACUAAUGUAUCACCCGGACUACAAGCUCUCGAGGAAACCUUGUUUAACGACUUGCCUGUGAAUAGUAAAAGGAGAGAGAAGAGGAUCAUGACUGGCACUGUGCCUAAGUACGCAACACCAUCUAAACCGCAAUCUUCCAUGGUGAUUCCAGCUCAGGAUUUGAGGAGCGGUUCCAAACGCAGUGGAUGUCCCCGACCUCCUCCUUCAUCUUCCCUGAAACGACCUGCAAAUGUGCAUACAACAAUACCACGUUGCAGGGAGCCGAUAUCUAAAGUUUCUACGACCAAAUCUGAUCCAGUUGCUAACAACAUGACAAGGAUUACUAGAAGUCCAAGCAAACCGAAACUAAGUCAACCUACUCAAUCAAAUAAUUCUCAGAAGAGCUUAGGAUCUGUAAGCUUCUCUAAAAGCACUUCGAGCGCCAAGAGUAAAACAAGUUCCAGCCUAACGAUCAAAAGUUCAAUUCCGAAGCCCUCUCUUAAGCAAUCUAGAAGAAAUGUGAUUGCCAAAACAUCAGCUAUUCCUUCAGCAUCCAAGUCACAGUAUUCUCUUGUUGGGAAGUCCAAAGAUGGCCCUAUGACUACAUCAGAUGUGGAUAUGCUUGGUCAUGCGUUAAAUACCCCCGAGUCUGAUGUAACUAAUAUGAGCACCACAUUAGCUCAAAAUAAUAGAGUUGGAAACACGCAGUUCGCAGUUUCCCCACUAGUAAAGACAUCAGGUUUAAGACUGCCGUCACCGUCAAUUGGCUAUUUCGAUCAGUCCGGUUCUCAACCUUCACACAGCGCAGAAGAGAAACAUAUACAGCUUCCGAGUUAUGAUGUUUGUUCAGCUUCUCGUUUUUCUUUGAUCCCUACCUUCAAGAAACCACAAUUUUCUGAAAAAGCUCCCAGAGUUAAAUCCAAGUCAGCAACUCGAACCAUCGCCAGUUCAGGUUCAGCUGCAGGUUUCUCUGUUCAAGAAAGGGUGAAAGUGGGCUUGAAAAGCACUCGGGACAUAGAAUCUAAAGUGUCGUCUUGUUCAAAGAAUUCUCAGAUUACUGAAAGCCUGCAGCAUCCGUGUAUCGUUCCUGGUGAUAUUUGUACAUCUGAGAACCUUUCUACAGCGAAAUGUGAAGAUUUCCAGAGUAGCAGUGAGCUGCAGCUCAGUAGAAGGCCUGAUGAUGAUAUGGUAGAAGGUCAACUUAUCAAAGGUUCCAUGGAUUCUCAGGUGCAGGGUCCUGCUGGCGAUGAGUUGACACAGUUGGAAGUCUGCAAUCAAGGGGAAGAAGAUAGAUGUAUUAUGAACGAUGUUAAUGGAGAUAUAGAUAUAUUGGAUGUACAUGGAAAACCACAAAAGGAAUGCAUGCACCCUGGAGAUGAAGACGAGCAGAGUGACUUCCUCUGUGGAGAAAAAGAUGUGCUAAUUACCAACCAUUCUACUGAAAAUGAUAUAUCUUCAGAAUAUCAGUUACGUCUUUUUGUUCCUUCAGGGUCUGCUGACGCACCAGAUUGUGUUCAAUCAUCAUGCAGCCAUUUUGAGGAAAAUGCAAUGUUGGAUUCCAUUCGGUGUGGUCAUAACAUAGAGUGUGAUGGUCAGGCUGUAGUAGAAACGGAAAAGAGAAUUGAUGUAAGCGAUAGCACAGAGACAAACUGUGAGGCUGACUUCGUUGGUCCAUUUCCCGAUCGCAAAGACUGGUCUCGAGGAUCUGAAGAACAGCAUUUCUCGUGCCAAUUAGCCCUUGAGGGGAAAGAGAGCAGUCGUGAGAUAGAUGUCUUGACCAGAAACGAAAGAGCAGAUGCAGAUGAUGGCCCUGAUUUGCAGAUAAAUUACUUAACUGGUUCUUCUGCAGUUGAGCAAAACAUCGAACCAGUGACCUUACUAAUGCCUUCCUCCGCUGAAGUUAAGAUGGAGAAUAAAUCUCGGGAAUCAUCUCAUGAACCCUGCUCUGAGAAACUAACUUCUGAAAAGCAUAUUCAGUAUAACUGUUCCAGUGCUGCAGAUACAUCUGAUAUGAAUGAUGUUUAUGAAGUGAAGCAGACUGAUCAACUUGGAACAUCAGAUGGUUGCUGUCCAGCAAAAGAUGUAUCUGCCACAGUCUCUUAUUCAAAUGAGGAGCUUGAAGAUAACUCAGAGCUGGAAGACAUGGAUCUGGUUACUGAGUCAGAUAGCUCAGAUGAGGAGCCUGAUGGUAAUUUGAAUCUGAAACAGGUGAAUCUGGUUACUGAGUUAGAAUUCAUUAGUAACCAGGAUGAGUUUCCUAUCAAGGGCAUUCCUGAUCAAGAAUAUCUGGAACAAGAAGCUAUCUAUACUGCAAUGGACCAGUGUGGAAAACCUCAAACUCUACUAAGUGAAUCAAUUGGUUCCCCGGCUUCUUUAUGUGAAGAUCCUGAGAGUCUAGAUCAGGACACCAUUUUCUCCAGAAGCUCCGAAGGCAGGUCGAGCCAGGAUUCAAAUUCUGCAUGUAUUGUGUAUAACUAUGGUGGAAAAGCUGAAGUCCAGACAGAUACUAAAAAGGAUUUCAGUACUCGGGUUACUGGUCAAGAAUAUGUCUCUCAUGAAGAAGGUGAAGUUCAGCUCACAAAGAUCUCUCGUGAUCCUGUAGAAUAUGUGACCAGAGAGGAGGAAUCAGUAGCUCCGAUAUCUAAGAAUGAGGCUUUCUCAGUCAGAGAUGAUAUGCAGCCUGACGAGUUUACUGUGCUGAGCGAUGACACUUUGACAUCAGAAAGCAAUGGAGUUCAUGCUUCUGAAAAGGAUUUCAGUGCUCAGGUUACUGAUCAAGAACUCGGCUUUAAUGGAGAGGUGGAGGCUCAAGUUAUAAAGAUCUCUCCUGAUCCUGUAGUAUAUGUGAGCAGAGAGGAAGAACCAAGGACUCCUAUAACCAUGAACGAGACUUUCUCAGUCAGAGAUGAUAUCCAGCCUGACGAUGACAAUUUGACAUCAGAAAACAAUGGAGUCCAUGCCUCUGAAAGCAGUAGCGAUCGUAAAUGUUCACCAGAAGGCAAGGAUAAGACGGUACCAAUGGAUGCUAAGUCUGAGAAGAAACCUGAUCCUAUUAUUGUAAAGCCUCCAAACGCUGUUCCAUUUUCUGACGAGUGGUUAGCUGCAAUUGAGGCUGCUGGGGAGGAAAUCUUAACACUGAAAAGUGGACGUGUACAACAUUCACCAACCGACAAGACUGUUCCUGAACCAGGUCCAUGGUCUCCGGUUAAGAAGAAGAACAAUCAAGGAGUAGGACCAUUUGACUGCACAAAGUAUACAAACAAAGGUCUUCCUCCUGCUUUAGAUUGAAAUCUUGGUUUCGUCUACCUUAACCAUUCGUUUCUUUUGUCUUUUACCGUUAUUUAACCACUACCAGGAAACUAAAACUUUGUUGAACACAACCAGCUUUCUUUUGCAUGCUUAAGAAAUCAAAUGUGUACAAAGAACUUGCUGUUUUGUUCUUGUUUAGAAGCAUUAAUGACUUGUUCCAUAAGGGGAUACAUUUUCGUACCA